Exophiala spinifera is the source of this 336-nucleotide messenger RNA. RefSeq lists its product as uncharacterized. The transcript is spliced from 2 exons. The coding region runs from base 1 to 336 and encodes 111 amino acids. Lineage: Eukaryota; Fungi; Ascomycota; Eurotiomycetes; Chaetothyriales; Herpotrichiellaceae. The record is from RefSeq and is a predicted model, not a curated record.
AUGUUGUGGAAGAGAAAGUGCACGAACCCCAAUGAUGUGGACGACAUCUGCGAGAAAUACACCUCUACCUUCGAGACGACGGUCAUACCUGUUGUCAUAUCCUUGACCCUCUUUUUCCUCCUUGGGAUCGUCCUGUUUGUCAUUGUAAGGAAACAACGCAGAAAGAGAAAGGCAGAGGAGGAGGCACAGCACAAGGCCAUCGACGACGAGAUGGAGCUGGAAUUUACGGUUUCUGAGCACAAACAACAGCGGUCUCGAGGGCAGGUCCCGCCGCAAUAUCGUGUACCUGACUUGGAAAGUUCCAUGGGACCCGACGGGCCACCUCCCAAAUACUAG